UUUUUUUUUUUUUUUUUUUUUUUUAAACUUAUUUGGCCACGGUUAGUGGAGUUUUUGUUCACACAGGGAGAAUCUCGUAGUUGGAUGCAGUUAAGUAGAACUAAAUCGUUCCAGAAAUGGCGGCAAUUAGAUGCUUUUUUAAGUUUUCCACUCUAAAAACCCUGUCCUUCAUCGAUCGUCUUCAAUAAAGAAUAUACAAAGAUCAAAUCCUGCUGGAAAACGGAGAAGAGAGGAGAAUAGGAUGAAAUAGAAACUGCAACAAGAGUCCAUAAAAAAAAUUCAAAUGGGUUAUAUUCCUUUUGCUUUUCGGAAACUUCAUCGUUAAGCAAAGAAAGGAACGUUCAAGUUUCCAUGGUUGACAAAAUUGUGAUUGUUACUUCAUCAACACAGGAUUUUACACUCAAGGAUCAAAACGGGUUACCGGAGAAAGUGAAGAAGCAGAUUACGAAGAUUUGGUCCAGCCAAUAAUGGCAGAGGAUGCCGAUGGCCUUCUCUGCAGUCAAAAAAGAAAGCCACCCAUUUGUGUUCUCUUCAAGGAUGCAAGGCAUGUUUUAAAGACGGAUGAGCUUGGGUUGGAGAUAGCCCGAAUUGCAUUUCCUGCAGCCAUGGCUUUGACAGCUGAUCCAAUUGCUUCCCUAAUUGACACUGCAUUCAUUGGCCAAAUAGGUCCAGUGGAGCUUGCUGCUGUGGGAGUGUCUAUUGCUUUGUUUAAUCAAGUAUCACGGAUUGCAAUAUUCCCACUUGUCAGUAUCACAACUUCUUUCGUUGCAGAGGAAGAAACGGCUGGAAGACUGAGCCCUGAUGACCAGGAAAAUGAAAACUUGGAAACAGGGUUUGCUCUAAACAGUGAAAUGAAAGAGUUGAUUCCAAAAUCUAUUUCAGAACCUCCUGGUGGUAGAAAUUCAGGCCUGUCCAAGUUUCAGCAUGAGAAGAGGAAAAUCCCAUCAGCAUCAUCGGCAUUGGUUAUUGGAGGCGUGCUUGGCCUUGUCCAAGCCAUAGUCCUAAUUUUUGGAUCAAAACCUCUCUUAAAUUUCAUGGGAGUUAAAUCAGAUUCCCCUAUGCUCCACCCAGCACAACAAUACUUGACAUUGAGGUCAUUUGGUGCUCCUGCAGUUCUUCUCUCACUUGCCAUGCAAGGGGUGUUUCGAGGAUUUAAAGAUACAAAAACUCCUUUAUAUGCUACUGUGGCUGGAGAUGUGGCAAAUAUCAUUUUAGAUCCUAUUCUUAUGUUCGUUUUCCGUUUGGGUGUCAGUGGCGCAGCCAUUGCCCAUGUUAUUUCUCAGUACCUAAUUUCAUUAAUACUGUUAUGGACGUUGAUGAAGAAAGUUGACCUUGUGUCACCAAGUCUCAAAGAUUUGAAACUCGGCAGGUUUCUUAAAAAUGGAGGUUUAUUGUUAGUGAGGGUGAUAGCUGUGACAUUCUGUGUGACCCUGGCAGCAUCAAUGGCUGCACGGUUGGGACCGACACCCAUGGCUGCAUUUCAAGUCUGCUUGCAGGUUUGGUUGGCGGCAUCUCUUCUUGCUGAUGGGUUGGCUGUCGCUGGACAGGCAAUUAUUGCUAGCGCAUUUGCUGAAAAGAAUUAUACCAAGGCAACCGCCACCGCAUCAAGGGUAUUACAGUUGGGUUUUGUUCUGGGGUUGGUGCUCUCUGUUUUCUUAGGAGUUGGCUUGCAGUUUGCAUCACGGUUAUUCACCCAGGACAUCAAUGUUCUUCAGCUCAUAAGUAUAGGCAUCCCGUUUGUAGCAGCUUCUCAGCCACUCAAUGCCUUGGCUUUUGUUUUUGAUGGUGUCAACUUUGGGGCAUCUGAUUUUGCAUAUUCUGCCUGCUCCAUGGUUCUUGUAGCCAUAGUGAGCAUCCUGUGUGUGUUACUUCUCUCUGCAAGCAAUGGUUUUGUUGGGAUUUGGGUAGCUUUGACAAUAUAUAUGAGUCUUCGCACCUUUGCUGGCCUCUGGAGGAUUGGGACUGGCAGUGGACCUUGGAGCUUUCUCAGAACCUUGUCAUCACCUUUCGAUGGUGACGACCUAUAGCCCGAAGGGAAAUUGUAUAUUCUUAAAGACUCCUCUAAUGGAAGGAAGGAUUUGAUGUCUUGGGAUGAUGCUUUUGGCACUUAUACCUGUGGUAUCUUCCCUAUGUUGUAUAUUAAGUUAUUGUUUGGAGUGAUAUCAGUUCACCUCUCUAUGAUUUCUUACCCUUACAAAUGUUUUGCUGAGUUGGAAUGGAAGGGUAAUUCUUGUAAAAAUCAUUUUUUUUACCCUAUACUAUUUUCUCUCGGGUUCGGCUA
Molecule: messenger RNA, 2281 nt
Organism: Macadamia integrifolia
Lineage: Eukaryota; Viridiplantae; Streptophyta; Magnoliopsida; Proteales; Proteaceae
Product: protein DETOXIFICATION 42-like
Exons: 15
Coding region: 468-2027 (519 amino acids)
Biological process (GO): transmembrane transport
Cellular component (GO): membrane
Molecular function (GO): antiporter activity; xenobiotic transmembrane transporter activity
Source: RefSeq, a predicted model, not a curated record